AUGAAGAUAUUUUGUAUUUUCCUGAUCUUUGUCUUCACUGUGUCUUGCGGUCCAUCAGUUUUACAGAAAAACAACGUUGCACCGAGAAAAACAGACGUUGCACAGAGAAAAAGAGAAUGUCAGCUUGUCCGAGGUGUUUGCAAGCCUGAAUGUAACUCAUGGGAAUACAUAUAUAAUUAUUGUGAUGAUAAUCCCUGCUGUGUAGUACGAGAAUACCAAAAGCCUGGCGCUAAAGGAAUCACUACUACAAAUAAGUCCAAUGCAAAGUUUAAUUUUGACCUAUUUAACAAUGUGUUGUUACAUGAUUAA
This is a messenger RNA of Carlito syrichta (Philippine tarsier), 309 nucleotides long. It is a transcript of the gene DEFB113, whose product is annotated as defensin beta 113. The transcript has 2 exons. Lineage: Eukaryota; Metazoa; Chordata; Mammalia; Primates; Tarsiidae. The record is from RefSeq and is a predicted model, not a curated record. Bases 1 to 309 code for a protein of 102 amino acids. Gene Ontology annotation, cellular component: extracellular region. Gene Ontology annotation, biological process: innate immune response.